CAGGCUACAAUGGAGUUUGCUCACUGUAAUGACACUGUAAUAGAAAUUGCUCUGGCAUCCUUUUUUAAAAAAAAUCUGUCCUAAGCUGUCCUGGAAGUUACCUGGAUUUGAAGACUAUAGAAUAAUUAAUGUUAGAAUGGGCUUUAGGAAGUCAUUUUGUCCAACCUCAUGCUCAAACCAAGGUCAGCUGUGUCCUGGUCAAGCCUGUAGCUCAAAGCAAGGAAUUUUGAGUAAGAACCAAAGGGCUCAUGAUGCUCCUUAUUAGAGGGUGACUCCAUCACCUUCCUCUUUACCAUUCCCUGACCCUGGCUGAGAAUGCAGGAUGGAAAUGUUCUGCAGAAAACCAAGCCCCUGUUGUGGUGGAGGCUGGCUCCAGCUCCAAGCAAGGCUUGGAAAGAUUUAGAACUGGGUUGCAGCGGUAGCAUGGGAGUUUUGAGAGAAGUUCGUUGCUGCUAACUACUGCUUUUUUGGUUCCAGACUUUAUGUGGUAUUAAAAAAUACAUUUACACUGUCAUUUGAUUGUGACAACUUGGAAUUGAAAAAAACCCAGAACACAACACACAACUCUGAACACCCAAAAUGCCUCUCAUUCGCUUGCAAGCCUCUUCACUCGGUUCUCUUGGCAGGGAAAUGGCUUUAAAGUAUUUUGGGAUUAACCUGGUGUUUUCAAAGCAGUGCAGUUGAAGCUGAAAUCCUCUGUAUUGCCAGAAACUGUUACAAUGUGGCCCUUGUUGAUUACAGUGGACAAAGGGUUACAGAGCAGGUUUCAAACUGCUUUUCCCAAUUUACUGGGGUUUUUUUUGCGUGUGUACGUUGCCUGAAGGAUGGACCCAAUCAAUCAGAUAUAUUUUUUUCUUUAUUAAUGGAGAUCACACACUACACAAAAUUAAUCUUAAAUUGUUUCCAACAAAUGUACAUUAAAUCGAAGCUUCCGAGGUGGACUUGAAAGAGCUAAUAUAGCUGAGUUAAUAUUUAACAGUGAGUUUAGCGGAAGUUCUUAUCAAAGGGGGUAGAUUUUCAGAAAGUACUCAAGUCCCUUUGGGUUCAGGAGGGUAUAGCCAACUGCACGUGAAAUGCGUGUUAUGAACAGCUUCAGGGGUAAAAAUUGAUGGAUAGCUUAUCAGUCCUUUGCAGAAAGACCUCAUCUGUCAAAAUCCGGGUAGAUGUUUAAGUACUUGAAGAAUCAGGCAAUGUUAGCUCAGGUGUCUCCACUUGCAGACAGAAGGGUCUUGUUAGCUAGCUCACUCCAGAAUUCUGCUUUCAUAUAAUGUUUUCUGCUUCCAUUUUCCUUCUUUUGGAAGGGAGCGGACAGCUUCCACAGUGGGUUCGGGCUCCCUUGGGAGGUGAGGAGCCAUGCCACUGCCGCGGAGCUGCCAGCCUGGCUCAAGGCCUGGUGUGCUGGGCCCUGGCGCCCCGGCACUGCCGUCCCGCCCCAGGGGCUGCGCUUGCCUUUCCGCAGAGGGAACGUUCACAUUCCCCGAUUUAUCCUUUCUGCCCGGGGGUGAAAUCCAGCACCAAUCCAAAAGUCUGAUAUCUAAGCAAGAGGCAAGAAAAGAACCAGUAACAUCUACAGGCCUAUUCUAGAUGUAUAUCCUAACCGUAUGGAAACAAAGGUUUAAUCUCACUUCUUAUUUAACCAUUUUCCCAGAUGUUUCCUGCGGUUUGACAGAUGUACCAUUUACUAGAAAGUUGUGCUCUUGAGAAUUAGAAUGUUAUGGACACGGUUGCUAUAGACAAUGACUCUGUAAGGGUAAGAUUUGGAAUAAAAUGUUACAUUAAUUUCUAGUUGAAUAAGUGGGUUUUUUUCUCCCAGACCGAAAGUGCUGGCCUGGGCAGCCUCCUUUCGUUUUCUCUCAGGCUGUAACGCGCCUCGGGGACAUGCAGACCGGCUGUAACCCCUUCCGCCAGCAUCGGGGUGCCGGCCCUGAAGGAGCGCCGUGAUUUCUCAGCGCGGAGAGGCGACGAGCGUCCCCGGGCCCUGCCGCCGGGCGCGGCCAUCUUGGCGUUUCCCGUCGGCGCGGCGGGCGGUGGCGGUGCCCCCGGCGGGCGCUGCCCGGGCCGAUGCGGCGCGUGAGGGGGCGGCCGGGGCCGGGGCGGCGGCUCCGCGCUGGCCGCUCCCGACAGCGACGUGGGGGGAGUACGCGGGCUCGUCCCCUCUCGGCCGCGUCGGCAGCCCGGGCCGGCUUCCCGCCCAGCCGCCUCAGGGGGCCUGCCGCUGCCCGGGGCCGGGCGCGCGGCGCGGGGGACUCUUAUCGUGACAGGGCGGCGGGGGCCGCGCUCUGCGCCUCAGCCGCUCGCCGAGCCUUGAGGCCCCGGGCGGGCCGGGGGGACGCGGCCGCCUUCCUGCGCCCGGGCCAUGCUCGCCCCGAGAAACAAGACUGCCAAUGGAGAUUAUCGGAAGGAGCACAGAGAGAGGAGUCGCAGCCCAAUAGAGAGGGCUGCUGCCCCAACAAUGAGCCUUCAUGCCAAUCACAUGUAUGCCUCAAUCCCAAGCUUGACCAUGGAUCAACCUCUAGCACUGACCAAAAACAGCAUGGAUGCAACCCGAACAGUUGGCAUCACACCUACACUGACUUCUGUGGAACGGCAGCAGAACCGUCCAUCCGUAAUCACCUGUGCUUCUGCGAACAACCGGAACUGUAACCUCUCUCACUGCCCCAUUGCACACAGUGGCUGCGGUUCAGCAAUGCCUGCCUACAGAAGACCCUCUAGCACUACCACUGCCUGUGACCCAGUGGUGGAAGAGCACUUCCGCCGAAGCCUUGGCAAGAAUUACAAGGAGCCUGAGCCAGUGGCAAACUCUGUGUCCAUCACAGGAUCAGUCGAUGACCACUUUGCCAAAGCACUUGGGGAUACAUGGCUUCAGAUUAAAGCUGCGAAGGACGGAGUCUCCAGCAGUCCUGAGUCUGCUUCACGGCGGGGCCAGUCUUCCCCUUCCUCUCAUAUGGUCAAUCAUAAUCACUCGCCCUCUGUAGUCUCAUGAAGAGAGGACCGUUAACGUUUGUGAAUUUGCAUGGUUUGACUGAGCUUUGAACAGUGCUUAAAAUAGUGUUGGGGGAGGGGAGAUUAGUUUUCAACACAUGUUUUUUGUGUACUCACGUUUUAUUUGUAAAAGGGUGCCCUUAAAGAUGAUAGCAGGAACUAUUUCAUAAAGAUUCAUAUGAUGUAGCAUCCUUUUUUCCUGCCUCAAUUACCAAAGAAACCUCUGAUGCAAAUCUGCUGCCCCUUAAAAAAAAAAAUAAUGCACGCUAAUCCACAAAAGCCAUUACACUUAGUUGGUUGACCCAAAAUGCUUUUUGCUUUUAUUAGCUUCUUGAGACUAGAAUUUGUCUGGUUUGCUUACAUUGCCCUUUUUUUUUUUUUUUUUUUUUUUUCCCUCUGUGAAGUAAUUUUGUAUGUAUAUACUUGAAAAGAACUGUCAUGUAUGAUUUGCACUAUUGGAGGAGGACUGAAGUUGCAUAGCAACUUUCUGGAAGAUGCUAAUAUUUUGAGGGCAAACUGCUGAAAAAAGGGUUUAAGGAUGACAUUUCUAUCAGUUUGAUUUUUCUUAAAGCAAAACAGCUUUGGAAGGGGAAGUCUCAUACAGGUUAUAGGUCUUUCUCUCUUUAGAUUUCAGGUGCUUAGUGCUUGCAACUGGACUGCAUAAUUUACAGAACACGGGCAUUUUUUCCUAAACACUGCAGUUUGUUAGAAUAGAGCUGAGGUUGGAGGGUUCAAUAGUGCUUAACGAUGCAUGUUUUAUGAAAAAUAGCUGGUAUCUAUUAAUGUAUAGACAGUAAGAAUCAUAAUACUUAUUAGCUUUUCUUCAGAAUUAGUUUAUUUUUGUCAGUAACAAUCCUAGAUAUACUUACUGCUGGUACAGUUGUACUCUAUGAUAUUUGUAUUUGAUACUCACUUUAGUAGCAGCCAGCAAAAGAGGACAGCCUCAGGACAGGCCUCAAACGACGCAGUUUAGAGAUAUAUGAUGCGUGGUACAGGAUGCUAUAGCUUUGCGCAUGACUGAGUAAUUGUUUCUGUCUGCAGCACUGUCUGCUUAACAGGAAUUUGCUUCCUAAAACUAAGUCUGUGUAAUCCACCUUUAACUAGCUGCAGAAACUGCUACCAUUACGUAUCUUGGCUGGACAACAGAUUGUUACAGUUUGUGAAAUAUGAUCUUUAAUUUUUUUAAGCUUAUUCAUAAACCUAUGCCAAGUUGCAGCAUACAUUCCUCCAUUAGAAAACUUUAUACAGGUAUUACUGCAUUUAUUAUCAUUUGCUAUGUUAAUAGCUACUAACUAGAAAUUAGGCAAUAGAGGCAGGCAUAAAACCACAGCUGUGCUAGUACUAAGAGCUUCUCUUCUUCUUGUUAAGUGUAACUGCUCUCCCCCAUACAUUCCAUCUUCCCAGUACAGUUGCAACUAGGGCUUUUUUUUAUACUGGGUUACCUGAAAUGAUUGGUUCAGUGUAGAAAGUUAGAAGUAGUUGGAAGAUGAACUACACGUGAUGUAUUAUGGACUAUGUUACAGUAUUGGGUCCAUUGUGGCUUUUAUUUUAUGUUUUUUGUUUUUGGUUUGUUUUUUUUUUUUUUUAAAGUUAAGCUAUUUAAUUUGGAAAAGGUGCAGGGUAGAAAGAGAUCGGGAGAUUGGCUCUUACUCUUGUUGAGAAGGUGGCUGCUCAAUUUUCUUUAAAAAAAUUAAAAAUACAAAAAAAACACCACA
Molecule: messenger RNA, 4697 nt
Organism: Falco peregrinus (peregrine falcon)
Lineage: Eukaryota; Metazoa; Chordata; Aves; Falconiformes; Falconidae
Gene: VGLL4
Product: vestigial like family member 4
Exons: 4
Coding region: 2357-2983 (208 amino acids)
Biological process (GO): negative regulation of DNA-templated transcription
Molecular function (GO): transcription coactivator binding
Source: RefSeq, a predicted model, not a curated record